Molecule: messenger RNA, 1932 nt
Organism: Cylindrotheca closterium
Lineage: Eukaryota; Bacillariophyta; Bacillariophyceae; Bacillariales; Bacillariaceae
Source: the annotation of a GenBank genome assembly
AUGUCCAACAGUAGCUACAUCAAUGCACUAGUACGCUCUCUCCACGAUGAGAGCCAGGAGCACAAUGUUGUCACGUUAAGUGGAAGCCAGCCCGAAAUUCGAAGCCCCCAUUCGCAGUCAGAGCCACCAAGUUUGUUCACACCAUCGGCCAACACAUGGGGAGGACAGUUCAACCCUGAUCAUUUCCAGCGCAACGAGUUCGCUAUGAUGUCAGCAAGUCCUGUCAAUGUGGAGAAUGCAGCGUUCGCCGCGAUGACUGCCGCGUCGCAUCACAAAUAUGAAAAAAAUGAAAAAAGGAGCGAUCGCAUCAACGAGAAAUCGUAUUGGGUCAACGGAAGCCACGUGGACAAAACCAUCACCUACAACCAGUAUACCAUCGAUACUGCCGUCCUAGCUCCAACCACAGAGUCUCCGGAAAUCAAGCAAGCGAUCCUACAACAGUCUGUGAACUCCAUCAAGCAGACAAAGACAACAAUGGAACACAAGGUGGAUUUCUUGAUGAAACGCUACACAUCAGUCUGCCCAGACGUUCGCUCGCGAGUCAACGCCGCCACCAGCGAAUUGUUCGACGUGACUAGUGACGUGUACGAAUUCACAAGCCUGCACGUCAUCGACAACAUGGGACAAGCAAUUGCUACAGGACCGGGACCAGGACUUCCAGCACCAUUUAGAGCCGCUGCCACAUACUUCCGAGUCGAGCUCCGAUUGGUCCCACGGCUGUGUUCCCUACGAACUGACAUUGGAAUCGACCCAACAAAGUUCCCACCAUCUUCCAACAGAGCUGUAUACGUUCCAGUGCCAAGAGUCCAGAACCAGAUGGACGUAUCCAUCACUCGCCAAAUGGUAAUGGACCAAGCACAUCACAAGGAAAUCAUCGCAGCAAUGGCAGCACUAGGAGAAGAGUUCUCGAUGAGAGCUGCAACCAGAGACGGAGAGCCCGAUAACGACGUCUACGAAAAGUGGUCCAAGCAACAGAUCGCAAAGACCCAAUUCCAAGCGCUCGAACAAGCACUCAUGGCCACCUACGUCGGACUACAACAAGGAAUGGAGACGCCAAACCAACAACUGGCAAAACUCAACAUGAUCCGAUACGAAGGAGGCACGAUGAUUUAUGACAGCGUGGCUACUUUAUUUGGCAGAAUUGCCACGAUUCUAAAUGGGUUCAGCCACGAGAAUCCCCCGCCAACCAACCUAUCAGACUUGGCAGGAGUAGUGUUCCAAGCCUUCACACAAGAAAUCAAGGACGUUGUGGCUGAACACCUAGAGACAGGAGCAGCAGGACCACUGCUUAUGGACUACCCCAGCAACCUGUCUCGAAUGCACCGCCUACGCGAACGAGCAGAGAAGGAAGAGAAGCGCAUCAAGCAACUCGUGGGAAUUGCAAACAGCGCGGGACUAGUCAGACCAAACAGAAGCUGCGUUCCAGGACCAUCUGCACCAACGAGACCAGGAGGAAGAGCUUUUGCGGGAUUCCACCAACAAGGAUUCCAAGAAUUCCAAGACAACUGCUCCUUCCAAACUCCAAAGAUUGCGACCGACGGAACCUUCCACACCGCAUUGACAACCCCUCCAGCACCAGAGCGAAAUGUUCGAGUCACCGACGGACAAGGAAGACAAUUGUUGGUCCCGACAUCAGACAGUAAACUAUACUGCCCACAAGCUGCCCUAACAAUGCUAGCAUGCAUGAGUGCCGCCGAAGAAGCAUUCAACAUCGAAGAAGAAAGUGACAAAACAUCCUCGAUCCAUUGUUGGGGAUGCCAAAAGAUAGGCCACACAUUCCGAGAAUGCCCCCACAAAGGAGAUCUGGGAGUUAUCAGCCAGUUUGAAAAAAGCCUAGAGGACUACAGACUAAAGAGAGAGCAGAGACGACACAAAAGCGAGAUAACAAGUUACAAGGACAGCGGUUACAUUAAUCACAUAGUUUAUGAAACA